AUGUUCUGGCUCUGGCAACGCUCUCAAGGAAUCUUUGUUGCUAACCUACUGGCCGCCCUAGCCAAAGCGUCCAACACGGUAGUAUUCCGGAACCUUCUACAGGCCAAGCUUGGAACAUUGAAGCAGGGUCUAGCGAUGCAGAUGUAUCUACACCGUCAAACUCCAGGUACGAAGCCCCGUAUUCCUAUAUUAAGGCCGUUUACUACUCUUCCGCCCCCAGCAGUUGUACAAUCUCUUCUUGGCGUGUACUUCCGACAUGUCCAUAACCAACCUUACUCCUACUUCCAAGAGGCAAACUUUCGGCAGAAGCUGACCUUGGGCUUAUUACCCAAGUGCCUUAUCAUGGCCGUUCUAUCAUCUGCUUUGAGAUUCUCCAAUGAUGAUUAUUAUAAAGACUCCACGCAAGAGGCUAUCGAGUCCUACGCAAAGGAAUCUUGGGUAUCCAUACUCAAAGAGCACAUGACGAACGACAAUUAUCCAGACAUCCACGUCGUCCAAGCAGCAAGCAUAUUGGCCAUAAUAGAUUUCACCGCUGGACGAACGAGCUCUGGUUGGUUGAAGAUCGGUCUGGCCGUCCGUAUUUCACAAGACCUGCAACUUAUGCAAGAGCCAGAUAAUUCUCUUCUGCCAGCUGAGCAGGAGGAGCGGAGAAGGGUAUUCUGGUCAGUCUUCCUUCUGGACCGUCUUGUAUCCUGCGGCGAUGCUCGCCCUCUGGCCAUCCAAGAAGAAGACUGCCAUGUUCAGCUCCCCUGCGACGAGGAGACAUUUCAAGCUGGUGUCUGGAAGAAGACAGCCACGCUGAAGCAGGUGCUGACCUGGAAGACGAGCGAUCAAGUCGAGGGCCUCUGCAGCAACUUUGCUCUCGUUAUCCUGGCCGCCACCGCCCUGGGACGUUGCGCCAAACACGUUUUGCAGGAUCGGGAGAUGGACAAUAUCCGACCCUACGACCACAAACCUUUGCCACUGGACCCAGACUAUCUUCUGAUGUUGGUUGACCACCACCUACAGAUGCAAGGACCUACCUUGGACACCGCCCUAGCCCAAUACAGGAAGCUUGACGGCAUGCUUGAUGAUCAGGUUGUCGGGCACAUAGUGUUUGCCCGUGUUGUAUUCCAUCUCUGUCACUGCCUUCUGAACCACCCCCUCCUGAUCCGACUUCGCCUGCAAAGAAUAAAAGUCAGGAUCUCCCCAGGAGUCUUUGCUCGAGCCUUGCAAACCAGCUGCGAGCACGCCUGCGAGCUGGUGGCUCUACUAGACAACGAGGCCUUGGCCAGCUCUCACACUCAUCCAUCCUUUUACGCGUACUCGAUAUGUGUAUCUGGAAGCCUCCUUGCCAUGGUCAUACACGCGAAGCAGAGCAGGGGGGAAGCUUGUGACCCCUGCCUGGUGCAAGGGAGCCAUCGAGCUCUACGUGCGCUUGAAGAGCUUGGGCGCUUUUGGGAUCAUGCAGUAAAGAUGCGUGAUAGAAUCCUCUGGCUCGAAUCGUACGCGCAGAGCUUCGCCACACUCUUCGACCCAACAACCAAUUACAACCAGGAUCCAGCAACCGCGUCAAUGAUGCGGGUGAUGGUGGAUUAUGGCGCAAUGUGCAACAACACCGGGGUAGUUGACGGCGUCAAGGAGCCGCCAACCCCCAACACAUCACGCAUGCUGUCAAUGCUUAAUUUUGAUAUGGGCUUUGACCACUUGGGCGAGAACUAUGGAGGCCUUAGUGAAGACAGUUUUUCAUUGCUUGAGGCCCGCUGGCAGCCGGGGGACAGACUUGGCUGUCCCUAA
Messenger RNA from Fusarium falciforme, 1776 nucleotides. RefSeq lists its product as hypothetical. Gene Ontology annotation, cellular component: nucleus. NCBI's taxonomy places the organism in Eukaryota, Fungi, Ascomycota, Sordariomycetes, Hypocreales, Nectriaceae. Bases 1 to 1776 code for a protein of 591 amino acids. Gene Ontology annotation, biological process: DNA-templated transcription. The record is from RefSeq and is a predicted model, not a curated record. Gene Ontology annotation, molecular function: DNA binding; zinc ion binding. The transcript has 4 exons.